AUGCCCGUCGAUCUUAUGAGCAUGGGCGUCGUCGUUGAGUACCCUUGGCUUUCCGCGCUUUGUGCGGUUGGUCUUGCGCUUUUGUGUUACAUGCUACAUGGGUCAUGCGCACGAUUCUCUACUAUAACAUUGCUUCCAGUGCCGCCUUCUGCUGACAUUCUAUGGGGCCAUGAAAAAGCCAUCUUUGCUGGCGAACCCGGACGUGCACUGCGACGGUGGUUUACGCUCCUUGGUCCAACGUUUCGCAUUAGAGCAGCGCUUGGAGCUCCCGACAUUCUUGUGCUCAGCGACCCCGACGCUGUGUCACAUAUUCUUCAGAAAAAGAUAUACGACUAUCACCAUAGCGGCGUCGUUCGCCCGCGGAUUGCUCGCUUACUGGGGCGAGGCCUCGGUUGGGUCGAAGGGGAAGCAGAACACAAGAGGAUGAGGCAACUCGUUGGUCCUUCACUCUCCGGGGAAAACAUCAAGGUCAUGGCACAAGACAUACAAGAUGCAGCUUCAAGAGCCUUUCUGCACGACUUCGAAGGCGGAAAAAGCACUGAGGCCCAACAGAUUUUGAGUGCCAGACGAACGGGGGCCAAGGCUAUCACUCGCUAUACGUCCUUUGUGGCCCUUAUGUUACUCCGUCGCUUUCCCAUUCUCAACGACCUGCCGAUUCCUGUCAUCCAAGCGCAUGGCCUCGCAAAGACAACCAUUCAGUCGGGCGUCGCCCGAGAGAUGGUCAGGCGGAACAAGGACUACGUUACAGGAGACCAUGGCAAACAAACCGACCUCCUCAGCAGAUUACUUCUGGCCGUCAGUCAAGGCAAGCUCUCUCAGACGGAGAUGUACGACCAGGUAAUUGCUGAAAAUAUGGCCGGCCAUGAUGGUACCACAACCACGGUCGGCUUCACAAUCUGGGAGCUCGCCCGCAAUCCUGAUGUCCAGGAUCGUUUACGUGCGGAAUUGAGCGAACUAGGCAGGGAACCAACCUACGAAGACUUCCUCCUUCGGUUACCGUACUUGGACGCAGUGCUCAGGGAGAUACUGCGGCUUUACCCAGCCCUUCCAUACAUGGAAAGGGUGGCCACCAAGCCUGAUGUAAUCCCGCUGGCGGAACCGGUCAUACUGCAAGAUGGGACGACUACGCGACAAGUCGAGAUACUGCCAGGACAAACGGUCCUCAUACCAAUAAUCGCCAUACAUCGCCUGGAUUCCAUAUGGAAAGAAGCAGACGAGUUUCGCCCAGAGCGGUGGUUGACUGGAUUGCCACCGCAAGACAAGUUACAAUCCGGCUGGUCGAAUUUGCUUGCAUUCAGUGAAGGACCACGUAACUGCAUUGGAGCGAAGUUUGCCAUGUUUCAAUAUAAGGUGAUCCUUUGUGGGAUGAUCACGCGCUUCCGAUUUUUCGAGGCUGAAGGAACACUGUCGUUGAGAAUCUCGUCAAGUCUGCAGCCUUGGAUUGCCGGUAGAUCGGAAGAGGGUCCUCAAUUGCCCGUCAGAGUAGAAAUAAUCUAA
Fomitopsis serialis is the source of this 1497-nucleotide messenger RNA. RefSeq names its product cytochrome P450. Gene Ontology annotation, molecular function: oxidoreductase activity, acting on paired donors, with incorporation or reduction of molecular oxygen; iron ion binding; heme binding. Lineage: Eukaryota; Fungi; Basidiomycota; Agaricomycetes; Polyporales; Fomitopsidaceae. The record is from RefSeq and is a predicted model, not a curated record. The coding region runs from base 1 to 1497 and encodes 498 amino acids. The transcript has 15 exons.